Messenger RNA from Psilocybe cubensis, 828 nucleotides. RefSeq lists its product as uncharacterized. NCBI's taxonomy places the organism in Eukaryota, Fungi, Basidiomycota, Agaricomycetes, Agaricales, Agrocybaceae. The record is from RefSeq and is a predicted model, not a curated record. The transcript is spliced from 3 exons. Bases 1 to 828 code for a protein of 275 amino acids.
AUGCCACAUAACAUCCUUGUAAUUGGUGGAUCUCGUCAUAUUGGGUAUUACACCUCGCUACGAUUCUUGGAUGCUGGAGCAAAUGUUACCUUCCUUAUGAGAUCACCACAGGCAUUUGAUAGCGACGAGUCAAUCCAAAAGUAUAUGAAAUCAGGAAGCGUUAACCUAGUUAGAGGGGACGGUCUUGUGGCAAAAGAUGUUCAAAGAGCAUGGAUUGAAGCUACGAAAGAGGCUGCAGUCGAUUUAGUGUUGUUCACUGUCGGAUUUACUGGUAAUCCAAAGUUUCAGUUCACGAAAGGCUUCGUGAUACAUCCCAAUAAUCUUGUGACGCAGUGUUUGCUGAAUGUGCUCUGCGAGAUGCCCAAGACCUCCUCUUUGCCAAAGAUUGUCACAUUAUCAGCUUCAGGAGUUAGCCGAUCUUCUCGUGCCAAAGUUCCAUUCGCAUUGAGGCCUGUGUAUGGGUAUCUCAUACAAAACCCUCUGCAGGACAAGUUGGGCAUGGAGCGCAUAAUAUAUCACUGCUCUGGAUGGGACUGGAAUACAGAGGACGGAGAACCAGGGGAAGACAUCAUGGGUAAAGACUGGAAGCACCGCGAAGGCUUGCCUAGUCCCGGAACGCUACAGAACGCUAUGAUCGUUAGAGGGGCCAUGUUCAACGAUGGGGAGUGUCGCGCAGAUUCACCAGAAAAUAGGCAACCUUAUAGGGCUGGAGAAGGAGAAGUUGGAGGAUAUUUCAUCUCACGCAAAGAUGUAGCACACUUUAUCUUCGAGGCUGUGACCAAAAAUUGGGAAAAGUAUGGAAAUAAACAAGUCAGUAUAGCUUACUAG